AUGCCACGCUACGACAGGUGCAUUACAUAUACGCUCUCCGGUAUUUACUGCUUUACCUUGGUUGUUGCAUCCGUAGCGGGCGAUAAUCUGGGAACCUCACCUGUCACACUCUCGCACCACCAUAUGGACAUCACCACCUCCCUCCUCUCCCAACUCUCCCGCCUGUCGACGCAGACUCAGACUCAGACUCAGACACAGACACAGACACAAUCAAAUACCGCCCGUCUUCCCCCCCAAGCCAAACCCCUCCUCCUAACCCUCCACCUCCUCUUCCCGAACGAACUGCUGCUCGCGCUAGACCUGCUAGACCGGAGGCUGGUCUCGCCUAUGUACCAUGCAGACGAUCCAAACAGAGAAAAGAAUGCAUUGAUGUUUGUCGCUCAGUCCCGUGCUGCUGCCACCAGCAGCGCGUACCAUGUCCACCUCCACGCGUGGAAUUGCACUUGUCCUAGUUUUGUGGCGGAUGUGUUUGACGGUGAUGAUAAUGAUAAUCACGACGACGAUAGUAAUGAUACGCGAGGGAGUACUUGGUUCGGAGAGCUGAGUUACGACCGGUCUACGCCCAUGUGUAAACAUCUCCUCGCCUGCGUGUUGCUGGUCAAAUGUCCCGAUUUGUUUGCGCGGGAGGGCGAGAGGUCUUUGAUUGGGGACGACGACCUGAACGAGUUGGCUGGGUUGUGUGCUGGGUAA
Messenger RNA from Talaromyces atroroseus, 690 nucleotides. RefSeq lists its product as hypothetical. Lineage: Eukaryota; Fungi; Ascomycota; Eurotiomycetes; Eurotiales; Trichocomaceae. Gene Ontology annotation, molecular function: zinc ion binding. The transcript has 2 exons. The record is from RefSeq and is a predicted model, not a curated record. The coding region runs from base 1 to 690 and encodes 229 amino acids.